AAUAACGAUUUCAAAUAUGUUUGACAUUGUUAAUGCAAAUAUGGAACAAAGAGAGAGAGACUUUUAACCGACUCGAUAUUCGACGGCUUUGCUCCUUUCCACGUAACGCCGUCGAUCCGAUCCCUGCCGUUCAAUCGUCCACCUCAUUACCACGUAGCGCCGUCAUGACACGUCGCUAAAUCUUGCUCUCCCUAAUAUAAACCCACCAUUACGCUGUUGUCUUCUCCACCCCUCUCCUUUCGGCGUCCUCCAAUCCGUUCGCCUCCUGUCUGCUGCUGCUGCUGCUGCUCAUUGGGAAUGGACAAAAGAAGAACUCGACGCAACGAAGCGAACCCGAAGGUAACAUCUUGCAUCCGGAUCGAAGGAAGGAGACCGAUCGAAGUCCCCCCAGUUUGCGUCGACGAAAGCACUUUCCGUUCGACUGCAACUGGGUGGUUCCUGUUCGGGUCAAUCUCCUUCGGUCUUUCUUCCCCUUUUGUGUAGAAAACAUCACAUUGAUGGAAUCAUCGGAAUCCUUGGUUGUUCUGAGAAUCCUGAAUUGGUUCUCCGAAGCUUCCCGUGAUUCCGUGAUUGGUUCGUAGGAUAGAUUUGAAUUUCUUGUUAAGAUGGCCGUAGUUGGAGAUGAAUUGUAGCUUCUGAGGAACCAGGCGGUUGUUUUGCUCCUUCCUUGUCUGUUAGGGCACGACGAUGUCGUCGUCCGCGCUCGUAGCAAACCCCACCCUGGAGGAUUCAGCGCUCUCCCCAGUCAGUUUCGAAGGCAGCCGACGCCCGCAUUGCUCGCCGGAGGCAAUCCUGAUCUACCUCACCGUCCCGGGGUCGCCGGUGAUACCUAUGAAGGUGUUGGAGUCGGAUUCGAUCGCCUCCGUGAAGCUUCGAAUCCAGAGCUUCAAGGGUUUUGUUGCCGGGAAACAGACUCUGAAGUCUAAUGGCAGGGAGUUGGCACGGAAUGAGAGCCUGGUGAGGGACUACGGCUUGAGCGAUGGGAAUGUCCUGCAACUUGAAACUAGACUCUCCGAUCUCCGAUCUAUCACUAUAAAGACCACCUGCGGCAAGAAGUAUGAGUUCCAAGUGGAAUCGCGCCGCAACAUUGGGUAUGUUAAACGGCAGGUUGCCGAGGGUGGUUGGGCCUUGGGCAAUCUCGAGGAUCAUAAGCUGGUGUGUGAUGGUGAGGAGAUCGGUGACGAUCAGAUUAUCGAUGACAUCUGCAAGAACAAUGACGCUGUGUUCCAUUUGGUGAUCCCCCAAUCAGCAAAGGUUAGAUCCAAACCUGUUGAGAAGGACAACGAGCUGGUGGUGGUUGCUUCUGAUUGGAAGAAAAAGAAGGGGAUCGAUGAUCUUCAAAUGGUUGCUGGGAAGCCACGGCAUAGACAUUGUUGGAUUCAGCAGAACAUUGUCGAUCCCAAAGUUGAACACUCUCCGGCGAUCAUGGAACUGGUCCGAUCGACCUCUGCAGGGCUGGAGAAGGGGAACCCACCGAUUCUGUCUACGGAAGGCUGUGGGGGAGUUUACUUCAUGCAGGACGCCCUGGGUCACAGGUGCAUUGGCGUGUUCAAGCCGAUCGACGAGGAACCCAUGGCUGAGAACAAUCCUCGAGGGCUUCAGUUGUCGACAAAUGGUGAGGGAAUGAAGAGGGGGACGCGUGUUGGAGAGGGAGCAAUGAGAGAGGUCGCAGCAUAUGUACUCGACCACCCCUUGGGCGGACGACGCAUAUCCGAGGAAGCUGGGUUUGCUGGUGUUCCACCGACAGUCAUGGUGGGGUGCUUGAACCGUGGUUUCCAUCGUUCCGAUGAGGAUAACGGUGCGGGAAAGACGGUUAAGGUUGGAUCCUUACAGAUGUUUGUGGAGAACUGUGGAAGCUGCGAGGAAAUGGGACCUCAAGCAUUCCCGGUUGGGGAGGUUCAGAAGAUAGCCGUGUUGGAUAUACGGUUAGCGAAUGCUGAUCGCCAUGCUGGGAAUAUAUUGGUCUGCAAGGAUAACAAAGGCCGGAUAAAGCUGGCUCCCAUUGAUCAUGCAUACUGCUUACCUGACAGGUUUGAAGAUUGUACCUUUGAUUGGCUCUAUUGGCGCCAAGCUCGGCAGCAUUUCAGUGGUGAAACCAUUGCUUACAUCAAAUCACUAGAUGCUGAAGAAGAUAUUGCACUUCUCAAAAGCUAUGGGUGGGAACUGUCACCUGAAAGCUCUCGCACUCUUCGUAUCUCAACCAUGCUUUUGAAGAAGGGCGUACAAAGAGGGCUGACUCCCUACGACAUCGGAAGCAUCAUGUGCAGGGUAACCACCGAGAAGGAAUCAAAAAUUGAGGAGAUCAUCCGUGAGGCGGGGAAUGCUAUCCUGCCACGCUCUCGUGAAACUGCAUUUCUGGAGUGUGUCUCUGAGAUCAUGGAUCGUCACCUCGACAAACUUUUAUCAUAG
Musa acuminata AAA Group (dessert banana) is the source of this 2409-nucleotide messenger RNA. Its product is annotated as phosphatidylinositol 4-kinase gamma 4-like. The record is from RefSeq and is a predicted model, not a curated record. Gene Ontology annotation, molecular function: protein binding. The coding region runs from base 688 to 2409 and encodes 573 amino acids. Lineage: Eukaryota; Viridiplantae; Streptophyta; Magnoliopsida; Zingiberales; Musaceae. The transcript has 2 exons.